UCUUAUUUAUAUCAAUUACUAGUCAAAAUGAGAGAUAAUAUUUCAAAAGCUGUGCCAAAUGGGACAUUCAGCUGACUGCGCCCUAGAUGAAGGAGAACGUGAAAUGGGACAUGUUAUGGUUGAUUGGGCAGACAUGUUGUUUCCGAAACAUGUUUGAACACUUAAAAUUACGGAUGAUGUCACAAAUUCAUGUCUAGAUAUUGAGAUCUUCGGCGACCUAAAUCCACGCCCUUACGUUAGGCUAACUGCCAUAAAUGGGAUGAUUGAUAGCGUAGGGUUUUGAUGAUAGUGAAUGUCGUCCAGACAAAACUGCUAACGUAGAAAAAGACGUAGUGACAUUUUGAACAGAAAUCCAUCACACUAAAGAAGCGCUGAACAGAAAGAAUAUUUUCAGUAAUACUUGCAAUAUGAUAUCAGAAAUGUCAGAGGAAUCAACGCGGCAUAUUUUGUCCGCAGACGCCAUCCAGGAAGUAAAUGACGACACAGAAGCAGACGAUCGGCCGGAAUCUCCUGCUAGGCUCAGCGUUCAGGCGGGCAACACGUACCAAGUGCCCCAAAUGAUGUCAAAGGAAGAAGAUCACCCGAAAACCAUGCGUACCCCUUCAAUGGCAGAAAUCCUUGGCAACAGGAAAGCAACGUUGGCAGCAGCGUUGUUGCUGCUUAUAUACUUUCUCGUCUGUCUGUCCAUGCGAGUUUCCGUGGCUACAGCCGGAGGUUUCUUUCUGUCACAUUAUUUGAGAAGCAUGAAUGCCACUUUAGCAAUAAGUAAUGCUUUCUUUGAUAAAUUGAUUAUGCUGGGAGCUACUAAAAGCUUUUCACUGUUAUGUGGUCUUGCAGCAGACGUCUGGUUCGGUCAUUUCUUCAUGAUUAUAUUUGGAUUCGUGGUGUCAUUUGUGGGUUUGCUGUUUGUUGGUGUCCACUUUGCUCUGCCGAUAAAGGUGUUCCCGGUGGUGGCGAAGGAUCUUGGAUUGACGGGGUUUGUGUUGUGUGGCCUUGCCAGUGCCUGCUUCUACCCCGUUUUCCCUGUCAUAGGUGCAAAUUAUUUUCAUCGCCGGAACCACAAGAACGCGUUCCUGCACUGGCUGAUAUUUGCGGAAAAAUUGAGUGAAACCAUCGUCAAAGUGCUCUUCGCUAUACAGUAUCUCUACCACGAUAUUUACCAAGACUCGUGGCAAAUGUUCCUCGCCGCCCCAGCAGCGACUAUGCUGGCCUUUAUAUUCUUCAUGGUUGGCAAAGGGUCUUGGCCAAUAACUCGUAAAUCAGGGAGCCAGUUGCUACGUGGAGUUCGGGCUACCAUAGAACGGUUGCGAGGACGGCAGCAAUCCCCUCGUCAAUCUUACCACGGCCUUGCGGGGAACAAGUCCUCCUCCAGUUUCCACUACAUCGGCGAAACCAAAAUGUUGAUCAACAUUUUACUGGUUAACACUUGUAUACUUUGCGUAGGAACAGUCACGAUCCAGACAAGCGCAAUGUUUCAACUGCAGGGUGCCCAGUUAAUACAUUUAUCUAACACUACCUACGACGACAUCAACCCGGCUUACAUGGAAGGUUUCACUGCUUUGACCCUUCUGAUCGUCAUCCCUGUAUUUGCCUUCGUACUCAGCCCCCGGUUGGUGAUAAAAGGAGGGUUUUAUUUUGCUAGCUAUUUUAAGAUGGGUAUUGGGAUGGUGUGUGGCAGUCUUUCGGUUGUGGCCUUUAUCCUAUUACAGCAGUAUAUUGUGGACAUGUACCCUGACGGGGACAAGACUGGGUAUGCGCUGUUCUAUCAGGUUCCACAGUACGCCCUGGUCAGCGUAGCUCAGGUCACCCAUAUAGCAGCGUUGGAAUACAGCUACCAGGGUGCGCCACAGAUGCUGAAGUGUGUGUCCGUUGCCAUCUACGAACUAGCCAUUGGACUCUCAUUCUUCGUCACGCUGAUUGUCGAGAAGAUAAACCUAACCAAUGAAUCAAGUCGGUUCGACCCAUACGACGUAAGAGAUGAUAGCAUGGAGUACACCAUGACAAUAUUCCCACUGGUUGUUUCCACACUCGGCGCAUGCGUGUUUCUCGCCCUGGCGGUGCGGGCGUACCGUCAAUACUCUGGAGCCUCGAAACAGUACAGUCCGCGGUACAACCAAGUCCGCUAUGGGAGUAUAGUGGUAGGCAAGGCAGGCAAUAAUGAAAACGCCUCGUAAAUAUCGAGAAAGCAAAGAAAUACAAUACACGAACAAUGUGAGUGACUUUGCAAAAUGGAGUUAUCUACACAAAGUGCGUAACGAACUGUACACCAACAAGCACGUAAUACACGCCAGUAAUAUAUUUUAAUAUAAUUAGAAACAACUAUUGAUGUCAUUAUGAAAUUGACAUGUAACAUUAGGCAUUGCAAACUUUGUUUUUGUAACAUGAGGCAUUGCAAACUUUGUUGUUUUUUUUUUAAACUUAAAAGUUAAAACUUAAAAGAGGAAACAAAGCUGAGCAGUGUUGAAAAGCUGUGUUGAACAUUGAAUUCGUGCAGUUGGACAACGUCAUUCGCACUGAUGAAUAACAUGAAUACAUUUAGACAGAAUAAGAGCUUGAUUUUUUCUAAGUUUGACGACCAGUUUGAUUGACGUGAUCUAUCUAUAUUCCUUGUUAACGCAUGAUGAGGACCAAGAUGACGGCUGACACAUUGUGGGGACCAAGAUGGAAUGGUAGAUUCGAAGAUUCGACGUCCCUCCCCCCCUCCCCCCAUCUGUAAAUUUUUUUUUUCAUUCCCAUGUCCUUCAUGUUAUUAUAUCAAUUGCCUUCGCCAAAUGUUAUGACGCACAUGAUAUUCAUCCUUUUGAGCACCUCCUUUAGCAAACCCCUAAACCCAGUGUGACAAGAAUGGUAGUCCUAUAGCUUUAACUUUUAGUUCGGGUCCCAUUAUUGUUAGUACAGGUGAGAGUUAGUCGUAUUAUUGGGCUUAGUAAAUGAGAUGAAUGUUACCUGUACAAAGUGAUGGAGAAGGAACUACGAACCCUAGCGGACUAUUUUAA
Messenger RNA from Lingula anatina, 2996 nucleotides. RefSeq names its product solute carrier family 15 member 1. Lineage: Eukaryota; Metazoa; Brachiopoda; Lingulata; Lingulida; Lingulidae. The record is from RefSeq and is a predicted model, not a curated record.